AUGACCGCGCUGGAGCAAGCGCAGUCGCGGUCGCGCGCCGCGACGCCGUCCGAAGCGGGCAGCACCGCGGCGCCGAAGCGCAAGAUCCUCGUGCGGAAGCUCAAGUCGAGCGCGACGAAGAGCGACGCCCUGGGGGGCACCGCGGACGCCCGCGACGCGGGCGGGCAUCAUCUUCAUCAUCAUCAUCUCUUCCAGAGCGGGCGCGCGGCGUCGAGCGGCGCGCCGAGGUCGACCAUCUCGCGCGGGUCUUCCCUCGCGAGCACGCCUCGGCACGCGUUCGACUUCACGCGCGGGUUCGACGCGACGACGUCCGCGUCCGCGGCGAGCUCGCGAGGGGGCCCGAAGACCCGCGCGGACGAACGCGCGCGGUCGCCGAGCCCACCGCCCGAGCCCGCGACCGCGCGCGCGAUCGCGCCGGGGGGGCCGAGGCCGGACGCGAGGUCCGGGAAGCGCAGGGAAUGGGCCGUCCUCGGCGACGUCGGGGAGUACGAGCGGACGCUGCAGAAGAAGAUCGAGCAGGCGAAGCUGGAGAUGCCGCCGACGCCGGAGGCGCUGCCGGAGCUGCCGCCGCACCUGGACCGCGCGGCGCGCGACGUGAAUGGGGGGAAAUUCGUUCGGCAUUACCAGAGAGCGUUUCGCGUCCUCACCGAGAGACGACGGGAGGCGGCGAACUUCGCGAACCAGCUCGAAAACGCGCGCGUCGCGGAGGCUGCCGAGCUCGCGCAGAAGAGCAAGGAGGACGUCGGGUGGGAGCUCCACGUGAAGAUGACUAACAUCGCUCAGGAGAACGCGUUGAAUCAGUGGGAGCGUCAACGCGAGAGCUGGGAAAAACUCAUGCGCGCGCACGCGGCGGCGCACGGGAAAUCUGUGGGCGACAUCGCGAUGGCGCGCUGCGACGAGUGGCGACGGAAGAACGAGGUGUUCGCGCAUCACGACAUGGCGGUCCCGAUCCACGAGCGCGAGGGCGGGUGCCAUUGGGAGUGGCGCAUGUCUCUGAAGAACAAUUACAUGCGGUACUACCCCGUCGGGAACAUCUUCAGGCGCGUUCUAUACACUGGUCCCGAUACGACCGCGUCCGCGUGGUGA
Molecule: messenger RNA, 1086 nt
Organism: Micromonas pusilla CCMP1545
Lineage: Eukaryota; Viridiplantae; Chlorophyta; Mamiellophyceae; Mamiellales; Mamiellaceae
Exons: 1
Coding region: 1-1086 (361 amino acids)
Source: RefSeq, a predicted model, not a curated record